Molecule: messenger RNA, 2496 nt
Organism: Dovyalis caffra
Lineage: Eukaryota; Viridiplantae; Streptophyta; Magnoliopsida; Malpighiales; Salicaceae
Source: the annotation of a GenBank genome assembly
AUGGAAACCACCACUCUCCGUCACACAAUUGGCAUCCCUCACUUUCCUUCACCUUCACUCACUAACAAUAGCAACAAUUCCUCCAAAUUACUGCCAAAACGAUUCAACUCUCUCCAACCUCCUAUUUUCCUUUCUUCUAAUUUUCCCACCAAUUCCUUCUCUCUUUAUCCCAAAUCCUCCAAUUUUCACCACCGCCUGAUCCUUCGCGCCACCAACCACCACCACCAAAAUGAUCAUGACCACGACCACGACCACGGCCACAGCUGUCAUCACAAUCAGCAUCACCAUCACGGAGGCCAUGAUUCGCAACUGACUGGACCCCAAACAGCUCUUCUAAAUUUUGCAAAAACACUAGGAUGGACGGACUUAGCCAAUUUGUUGAGAGAAAACUUGCAACUUUGCUGCUGUUCUGCUGCUCUCUUUAUCACUGCUGCUGCCUGCCCUUACAUAAUUCCCAAACCUGCAGUCAAGCCCCUUCAAAAUGCGCUCAUGCUAGUGGGCUUCCCUCUCGUUGGGGUCUCAGCAUCCCUUGAUGCACUUACAGAAAUUGCUGGUGGGAAAGUGAACAUUCAUGUAUUAAUGGCCCUUGCCGGUUUUGCAUCCAUUUUUAUGGGCAAUGCUUUAGAAGGAGGGUUACUUCUUGCAAUGUUCAAUUUAGCUCAUAUUGCUGAAGAGUUUUUUACUAGUCGGUCAGUGAUUGAUGUUAAAGAGUUGAAGGAAAAUUAUCCGGAUUCUGCCCUUGUGUUGGAUGUAAAUGAUGACAAGCUGCCUGAUGUUUCUGAUUUGUCGUAUAAAAGUGUGCCUGUGCAUGACAUAGAAGUGGGAUCCUAUAUUUUGGUCGGAACUGGUGAGGCUGUGCCACUAGAUUGUGAAGUUUUUCACGGUGGGGCAACAAUUACUAUUGAGCACUUGACUGGAGAAGUCAAACCAUUAGAGGCAAAAGUUGGAGACAUAAUUCCUGGUGGUGCAAGGAAUGUGGAUGGAAGAAUGAUUGUCAAGGCCACUAAGACAUGGAAAGAGUCAACACUCAGUAAAAUUGUGCAAUUGACUGAAGAAGCACAAUCAAGUAAGCCAAAACUUCAAAGGUGGCUGGAUGAAUUUGGUGAGCAUUACAGUAAAGUGGUUGUGGGUUUGUCUGUUGCCAUUGCUCUCCUUGGGCCCUUUCUUUUCAAAUGGCCAUUCAUGAGCACACCAGUUUGCAGAGGAUCAGUCUAUAGAGCACUGGGCCUAAUGGUGGCAGCUUCACCGUGUGCCUUGGCUGUAGCUCCCUUGGCAUAUGCCACUGCUAUUAGUUCCUGUGCAAGAAAGGGGAUAUUGCUUAAAGGAGGCCAGGUUCUAGAUGCUUUAGCUUCCUGCCACACCAUAGCUUUUGACAAAACUGGAACAUUGACAACUGGGGGACUUACGUUCAAAGCAAUUGAACCCAUUUAUGGACAUUUGAUAAAAAACAACAGGAGAAAUUUCACUUCCUGUUGCAUUCCCAGCUGUGAAAAGGAAGCUCUUGCUGUAGCAGCUGCUAUGGAAAAGGGUACUACUCACCCCAUUGGAAGAGCUGUUGUGGAUCAUAGUAUAGGCAAAGACCUACCUUCUGUUUCUGUGGAAAGCUUUGAAUAUUUUCCUGGUAAAGGUCUUGUUGCAACUCUGAAUAACGCUGAGUCAGGAACUGGAGUGGGUAAAUUGCUGAAAGCAUCUCUUGGUUCUGUAGAGUUCAUUACUUCACUUUGUAAAUCUGAAGGUGAAUCAAGAAAGAUAAAGAAAGCAGUUAAUGCAUCUUCUUAUGGAAGUGAUUUUGUUCAUGCUGCUCUUUCUGUUGAUGAAAAGGUAACAUUGAUCCACCUUGAGGAUAGACCACGACCAGGGGUUUCAGAUGUCGUAUCAGAAUUACAAGAUCAAGCAAGGUUCCGAGUAAUGAUGCUAACUGGAGACCAUGAAUCAAGUGCAUGGAGAGUUGCAAAGGCAGUGGGCAUCUCUGAAGUUUACUGCAGCCUGAAGCCAGAGGACAAGCUUAAUCAAGUUAAGGGUAUCUCGAGGGAUAUGGGGGGAGGUCUGGUCAUGGUUGGUGAAGGUAUUAAUGAUGCCCCGGCACUUGCUGCUGCAACUGUAGGGAUCGUGCUUGCUCAAAGGGCCAGUGCAACUGCCAUAGCUGUUGCCGAUGUCCUACUGCUAAGGGAUACCAUAUCUGGUGUUCCAUUCUGUAUUGCCAAGUCUCGCCAAACAACUUCCCUGAUAAAGCAAAAUGUGGCCCUUGCAUUAACUUCUAUAUUUCUGGCCUCCCUUCCAUCUGUUUUGGGGUUUCUUCCCCUCUGGUUGACGGUUCUUUUACAUGAAGGUGGUACUCUUCUCGUGUGCCUCAAUUCCAUACGUGCUCUGAAUGAUCCCAAAUGGUCCUGGAGGGAAGACUUGCAGCAAGUUGUAGAGAAACUGAAAUCCAGAGUGAUGUUGACGAUGACAGAUGACACAACAAGCUCAAGCACCAUGGAGGCAGCACCUUUGUGA